CUCUCUAGAACAGCUAGUUAAAGAGGCAGUAUCCUUUUAAGCUUCAGCGAAGCUCCAAACUCUUCUCAGCAGAAAAGGAAGCAUUGAGGAUGCUGACAGAUGCACCAAGGAGCCAGAAUACAAGACAACCUUACAGGCUUACAGUUUGAAGCUGCAACCUUCCCCCUUUGCCUUUUUUCCUUUUCCUUUGCUGGGCUCUGCAACUUACACACAACUGGAGAUCACUUUACAGUUGAUGAGGUUUUCCAGCAUGGGUCCAUUGGCAGUGCAUCCAUCCCUUUCUAUGGACUGCACCACACCAAGGAACAGAAGGCACCAGUUUUAGGGAGGGAAGGGACUUGCCAGGUGGCAUUCUGAAACCCAUGGUUGCCGCUGGCCAGCUAGAUGCUGGGUGAGAGAUUCGGUCUUGUGGUCUGGGCUGCUAUGGGUCAGCGAGAGCCACUCUGUGGGUUUGCUGUUUGGUUUCCUUUGGCUCUUCUUCUAUUGGGUGGAUCAGUUCUGGGGCACAGAGGCCCAGCUGUGCAAGGGGACAGCCCGCGUUUGAGGGCAGGGAGCAACAGGAAUGCCAGGAGCUAUCACCACCUGGAGGGCGACGUUCGCUGGAGGCGACUCUAUUCGUCAACCCAUUUCUUCCUACACAUUGACAGCACUGGCAAAGUAGAAGGGACUCGUUGGAAGAAGUGUCCAUACAGCAUUGUGGAGAUCCGCUCAGUUCACGUGGGUGUUGUUGCAAUUCGAUCCAUUCACAGUGGCUUCUACUUGGCCAUGAACAGAAAGGGGAAAAUCUACGGGACGAAAGUGUACAGCCUCAACUGCAAAUUCAAGGAGCGCAUUGAAGAGAAUGGCUUCAACACAUACGCCUCACUGCACUGGCACCACGAAGGCCGACAGAUGUUCCUCUCCCUUAACGGCAAGGGCAUCCCACGACAGGGGACAAAGACCUAUCGGCAGCACCUCUCCACCCACUUCCUACCCAUGCUCCUUGACUGAUGAGCUUGCUUUCCAUACACUGGACUAUUUUAUUGUAUGUGUAUUUAAUUUUUUCUAUUUAUUGUUUUUGUUUUAAAAAAUGAAGGAUAAGAGUCUGUUAAACAGCAAGGAAUAAAGCCAGUAUUGAACACUGUU
Eublepharis macularius is the source of this 1125-nucleotide messenger RNA. It is a transcript of the gene FGF22, whose product is annotated as fibroblast growth factor 22. Lineage: Eukaryota; Metazoa; Chordata; Lepidosauria; Squamata; Eublepharidae. Bases 385 to 990 code for a protein of 201 amino acids. Gene Ontology annotation, biological process: animal organ morphogenesis; positive regulation of protein phosphorylation; fibroblast growth factor receptor signaling pathway. The transcript has 3 exons. Gene Ontology annotation, molecular function: fibroblast growth factor receptor binding; growth factor activity. Gene Ontology annotation, cellular component: cytoplasm. The record is from RefSeq and is a predicted model, not a curated record.